This is a messenger RNA of Eucalyptus grandis, 2637 nucleotides long. RefSeq names its product sterol 3-beta-glucosyltransferase. Bases 164 to 1726 code for a protein of 520 amino acids. The transcript has 15 exons. The record is from RefSeq and is a predicted model, not a curated record. Lineage: Eukaryota; Viridiplantae; Streptophyta; Magnoliopsida; Myrtales; Myrtaceae.
UAGGCCGAUGGGCCAUGAAAACGUUAGAACUCCAAAAGAAAGCAUCAUCCCUCGUUCCCAUCAUUUCAACAUGCACUUCAAUCUCCAUUCGAUGCAAAAGUCAUUCCCUCCCAGAGCAGCAAGCAAAGCAUAGGCCAACGCGACGUCCUUCGCGCUCCCCUCCAUGUCGAAUCCGCGCGAACCCGAGAACGAGAAGAAGAAGAGGACGAACCCCAUCGCCGUCUUCAUGGCCUUCGGCACGAAAGGCGACGUCUUUCCCAUCGCCGCGAUCGCCGCUGCAUUCGGCGGCGAAAUGAAGGACUACGGAGUGUUCUUCGUCACUCAUUCCGCGCACCAGAGCUUGAGUUGCCAUCUGGCCAAAAGUGGGGUGACCCAUGUGCCCAUUUCGUCGCCGCCCGUUCUUGCCGUGCGGGAGGACAGCAGCCCCGCAGGAUCGUCGGAACCGUCGUUUUCUCUACAGAAGAGGAACGUUACCGAUGCGCACAGACAAGAAUGCUUAUCGGCAGUCGAGAGCAUCUUCGGAGUCGAAGAAGUCAUGGCCGGCGACUUUAUUUUGAUCAACUUCUUUGCUCUGGAAGGAUGGAACCUUGCAGAGCUUUUUCAGGUCCGCUGUGUGGUUGCUGCUCCAUAUGUCGUUCCUUAUAGUGCUCCUUCAUCAUUCGAGCGUCACUUCAGGAAGGAAUUUCCCUUGCUGUACGAUUAUCUCCAAGAAGCUCCCAGUGGCAAGGUCUGCUGGAAAGAUGUGAUGCACUGGAUGUGGCCACUUUUUUCUGAAAGUUGGGGCUAUUGGAGAAGUGAUGUCUUACAUUUAAGUUCCAUUCCUUUUACAGAUCCAGUGACGAGUCUUCCAAAGUGGCACGAGAGAGAUCCAUCUCCUCUUCUCUUGUAUGGGUUUAGCGAGGAUAUUGUUGAACACCCUGAUUAUUGGCCGUCAAAUGUUCGUGUUUGUGGAUUCUGGUUUAUCCCAAUCGAGUGGCAGUUUUCCUGUCAACAGUGUCUUCAAGUUGCAGCACUUGAUUCAGAAGCACAUUCAAAGACAGAAUAUCCAACAUGUUCUGUUCAUGUUCAAUUGCAUUCUUUCCUAAGGACAGAAACUUCAAUGCCACUCGUUUUUGUCGGCCUGAGUUCAAUUGGGAGUAUGGGUUUUAUGCAAAACCCUCGAGCUUUUCUUGCUGUACUGCAAAUUGUUGCCAGAAUUAAAAAUUACAGGUUCAUUCUUUUUACUGCUGGUCACGAACCCUUACAAGCAGCAGUUCUUGCCGCUGCUACAGAGGAAUCAUCAAGUUUUAGUCAAAGACAGUUUGGUGAAGAUGGGAUAAUACUAUUCAAUGGACGAGUCUUCUGCUUUACUGGAAGCAUUCCAUACCUCUGGCUGUUCCCAAAAUGUGCAGUUGCAGUUCAUCAUGGGGGAAGUGGGUCAACCGCAGCAGCACUUAAAGCUGGUAUACCUCAGGUAAUUUGUCCAUUUCUCCUGGAUCAAUUCUACUGGGCUGAGAGGAUGUUCUGGCUUGGGGUAGCCCCUGAACCACUUAAAAGGUGCCAUUUGCUCCCAGAAAGUACUGAUGGCACGUGCAUUAUGGAGGCCACAGAUGUGUUUUCAGGUUCCAUUCACACUGCACUUUCUGCUACAGUCCAAGCACGUGCGUCAGAAAUAUCUUCAAAAAUUGCUCACCAGGAUGGAGUCUCGGAGGCUGUGAAGAUUUUGGAAAGGGAGAUAUGUUCUUAAGAUGGAAGGCUCCUUGAACUGUACUUUAUGUUGUGAUGAGGGUUUUGACCAUGUAGUUCACAGCACAUACACUGCAAUGAAAUGAUUUGUGUUCUGGACAGUUAUAUGCAGAUUUGGGAUUUAGUAUUUUCUUCUCAUGGUGGACAGUACAUGCAGGGAUGGAAACAAAAGGUAAACCCAAAAAUAAGGGCAGAAGUUAUAGAGCACACUAGACAUGAAUUGCCAUUAGAUCUUGAAAAGCAUUUUGAAAAGGACCAACUCUGUUCGGAUGUCUAGAAUACUUUCAAACGAUGAGAAAUAUCGUUGUGGUGCAAUUACUAAUGGCUCUAGACAGAAUAAGAUUCGCACAAGAAACUGAUUUUAUGGCACUUUUAAAUGACCACAAGAAUCAACUCCACAAGUUUCCUUUUUGGCCAACAACCACAGAAUUGACCUAGAAGGGACAACGCAAUCCUCCAAGCUCCACACGACAACGUUAGUUCCACAGCAGGGAUAGGAAAGUGAUGUCAUGAUUCGGCAACACAUGAAAAAUCUCCAUGGAAAAAGAUGAAAUCAAGAAAGUAUUUGGAAAGGAACGGCAAAGGAAUCAAAAUGGAGCCUGAAAACUCUAUUUCUAUGCCUAAGAUGAUGAUAGUGGAAUCAUCGAAUUUACCUGGACAACCACCUAAGACCUAUUUAAGGUUAAGGUCAUGAACGUGAAAUAGAUUUGAAUCGAAAAUCUUACUUUUAUACAAGACCAGUGAAGUGACGACACCAUUUGAAUGAAGUGUAUCUACAAGCGAGAUGCCUGCUCUAUGCCCAGAUUAGGGAAAAUGGAGUACAUUGUCAUUAUUUUAAUUUGCAAUGUCAUUUCUGAAUUUUUAAUUUGUUCAAUUCUAUCCCUGAAUUAUUAAUAAAUGUUCAAUUUAGUC